Messenger RNA from Monodelphis domestica (gray short-tailed opossum), 2051 nucleotides. RefSeq names its product reticulon 2 (gene RTN2). Gene Ontology annotation, cellular component: postsynaptic density; endoplasmic reticulum membrane; neuron projection. The record is from RefSeq and is a predicted model, not a curated record. Lineage: Eukaryota; Metazoa; Chordata; Mammalia; Didelphimorphia; Didelphidae. Gene Ontology annotation, biological process: endoplasmic reticulum tubular network formation; brain development; neuron differentiation.
CCCGCCCGCCCAGGCCCCGAGGAGAGGGAGGGAGGGAGGCGGCGACGGUCUGCGGAUGGCGGCGGCUGGGGCGGUGCCGGGGCGAUGAGCACGAGGGGCCCCGGGCCCUGGGCUGCGCGGCCGGAGCGGGCCCGGGCGGGGCCAUGGGCCAGGUGCUGCCUGUCUUCGCCCACUGCAAAGAAGCACCAUCUACUGCCUCCUCCACUCCUGACUCCACAGACGGUGGCAACGACGAUUCGGAUUUCCGGGAGUUGCACACUGCCCGGGAGUUCUCUGAGGAGGAGGAGGAGGAGACGACGUCGCAGGACUGGGGGACCCCCAGAGAGCUGACCUUCUCCUAUAUCGCCUUUGAGGCUGGAGGCAGCCGUCGUGACUCAGUUCCUCGCCGACCUCGUCUCUCGGGACGCUCCGAGUCUCGUGAACAGGGCCCAUUGGGCCUAGGAGACAGCUUGGAGAGCAUCCCCAGCCUGAGUCAGUCACCAGAACCUGAACGGCGGGCUGCCCUGGAAGGCCCUCCUCAGGCAGAACUUCGGCUCCGCCUGGACCAGCUGGCCUGGGAGUCAGGGCAGGCGGCCUCAGGGGAGUCAGCCAGCAGCCCCUCGGAAGAGGACGAAGACGAGAACGAGGAGGAAGAGGGCAGACUGGAGCCCAGACUGACUGGGGAAGACUUGGAAGUGCCGUGCCCCCCAGUUGAACCCUUCCAGCCUGAGGUCUGUUGGCCACCUCUCAGCCCUGGUCAGGGAACGCCAGACCUCCAGGACCACACCCCUUCCCCGCCUCUUUCGCUGGGGUCUCGGGGCUCAAACUCUUGGCGGGAGGAGGAAGAGCCAGAAGAGGAGGGGGAGGUGUGGGGAGCAGUUGAGAGAGAGCCAAUCACCGGGCCGCAUCUGGACAGCUCGGACCAAUCAGGGAUCACUCUAGAAAUUCACAUCCUAGUGGCAGAACUACUGUAUUGGCGAGACACAAGGACGUCAGGUGUGGUCUUCACAGGCAUCAUGAUCUCCUUGCUCUGCCUCCUACACUUCAGCAUUGUCUCCGUGGCCUCCCAUGUAGCCCUGGCUGUCCUGGCAGUCACCAUCUCUCUCAGGGUUUACCACAAGGCACUGCAGGCUGUGCACCGGGGUGAUGGGGCCAACCCCUUCCAGGCUUACCUGGAUGUGGACCUGAGCCUGAGCCGGGAGCAGACAGCACGCUACACCGAGCAGAUCACAGCUCACGUGGUUUCCGGGGUGACGCUAAUGAGACACCUGUUUCUGGUGGAGGACCUGGUGGAUUCCCUCAAGCUGGCUCUCCUCUUCUACAUCCUGACCUUCGUGGGAGCUGUUUUCAACGGCUUGACUCUUCUCAUCUUGGGUGUGAUAAGUGCAUUUACCUUCCCUUUGCUGUACCGGCAACACCAGGCCCAGAUUGACCAGUAUGUUGGGCUGGUGAACAAUCAGCUGAGUUACAUCAAGGCUAAGAUCUGUUCAAAGAUCCCAGGGACUGGGGCCUCUGCAAGUUCCAAAGCCAAAGCCGAAUGAGCCCCUCUUCCGGCCGGCCCGGGACCCGCCUGCCCACAGCACCCCGGUGCCCUCUGUCAACUACCCCGCCUGCCCCCCUCCCUGCCAGCUUCCCAAGUCCUGGAUCAUACACACACAUGCGCACACACACACAUACCAGCCCUGGUGAACCUAGCUAGGGACUCUUCAUGCUCCCCCCAAGCACCCAAACUCCUCCUUUCAUCCCUGCUCUACCACUUCCCCUCACCCCAUGCCCACCCCCACCAUGGCCUUCAGGAUGAUGUGCACCCCUCUGGGAGUUUGCAGAUGGUCCCUGGGUGCCCAGAAAGGCCAGGGACUUGUAGUUCUUUAGGCAGGGCUGCCCCCCUGAUGCCAGGAGCUCCCACGCCGUCACUCCCUGUCACUGCUUCCCCUGCUGGGGGGUUGAGGUGUGUGUGUAGGGGGGUGCUAUCUCCCCGUCUGCCACCAUGUCCCCAGCCCUGGGGCAUCUCAUGAGGUUGAGGAAAGAACUGAGCUUGGAUUUACACUUUAAUAAAAACUUGUGGAAAACAA